AUGGAAUUUUUCUGGUGCCAUUCCCAGUGCGUUCCCAGCACCAUUCCCGAACUGGGAUUUGGGGAGAUCCAGGGAUUGGGGGAUCCCUGGGAUUGGGGGAUCCUUGGGAUCGGGGGAUCCCUGGGAUCGAGGGGAAGCAGGGAUUGGAGUUAUCUCUGCCUCACUGCUGGGGAGUUGCGAUCGGGGGAAUCCCGGGAUCAGUCGAGACCCUCAAAAUCCCACAACCUCCUGGAAUUUGGGGAAUUCCAACUCCCUAAAGCCCGGAUUUCCCCGCGGGCAGACAUCCGCCUGCGCGUGCGCGCCGAGUACUGCCAGCACGACUCCGCCCUGCACGGCAACGUCUUCUCCAACAAGCAGGACCCGCUGGAGCGCCAAUUCGAGCGCUUCAACCAGGCCAACACCAUCCUGAAAUCCCGGGAUUUGGGCUCCAUCAUCUGCGACAUCAAAUUCUCGGAGCUCACCUACCUCGACGCCUUCUGGCGGGAUUACAUCAACGGCUCCCUCCUGGAGGCCCUCAAGGGCGUCUUCAUCACGGACUCGCUCAAACAGGCCGUGGGCCACGAGGCCAUCAAGCUGCUGGUCAACGUGGACGAGGAGGAUUACGAGCUGGGCCGCCAGAAACUCCUCAGGAACUUGAUGCUCCACACGGCUCCCUGAGGGAUCCAGCUCCGGUUGUUUUUUGUUGUUGUUUUCCCGGGUUUUUCCCGGAGUUUUUUUGUUGUUGUUGGGUUUUUUUUCUGAUUUUUUGUUUCACCGCGGAGGUGCCCGAGCGGAGCCCGCUGAUGGAUUUGGGGAGGGUUGGAAAUGUGGGAUAUUCUGGGAUUUGGAGCUUUUUGGGGUUCCUGAUGGGUUCUCCUUGUGUUUUCCAUGGGUUUUUCCUCCUGGUUUUGAUUUUGUAUCCAUUAAAAACGGCGAUGAAAAGGCAAAAAUCCCA
Molecule: messenger RNA, 934 nt
Organism: Parus major (Great Tit)
Lineage: Eukaryota; Metazoa; Chordata; Aves; Passeriformes; Paridae
Product: death effector domain-containing protein-like
Exons: 2
Coding region: 1-657 (218 amino acids)
Biological process (GO): extrinsic apoptotic signaling pathway via death domain receptors; apoptotic process
Cellular component (GO): nucleolus
Molecular function (GO): DNA binding
Source: RefSeq, a predicted model, not a curated record